CGAGUUGCGGAGACGCGCAGAUCUGGGACGCUCAUCGAUCAUUAUCGAUUAUCGACCCACGGACACUGAUUUCUGCCUGAACACUGAACCUGAACCCGUUUGGAAUUUACUCCGAUUUGAUCACUUUUCAUCAAGUUGAAGGCCGCCGCCAUGCCGCCGGUGUUGACCUCGGACUACGACUACGACACGUUCCGGCCCUGCUUCCUCCCCGACCCGCCACCCCGCUGCCAGCUGCUCCCGGGGCCGGGGGAGGACAUCUGGAAGAAGUUCGAGCUGCUGCCCACGCCCCCGCUGUCCCCCAGCCGGGCGCCGUUUCCGCCCGACGCCGCGCUGCCGGCCGCCGCGCUGCCGGCCGCCGCCCACCUGGAGGCGGUCUCGGAGCUGCUGGACGAGGACUGCGGCUCCACCUCCUUCCUGCAGUCCUUCAUCAUCCAGGACUGCAUGUGGAGCAGCAGCUUUGCCGCUGCCACCAAGCUGGAGAGAGCGGUGUCUGAACGGCUAGCGUCGCUGCGGGCACGCCAUGACUCCGCCCCCAGCGCCGGGGGCGAGGCGGGCGGCCGCCAGGUCAACGCCGAGUACCUGCAGGACCUCCACCCUGCAGCGGCGCACUGCGUUGACCCCUCGGCGGUGUUCCCGCCCACCUCCGCCGGCGGAGGUGGAGCCUCCGUGAAAACGGAGCUGAAUCUGGAGUCACCGCCGCUCAGCAGCAGUGAAUCAGAAGAAGAAGACGAGGAGGAGGAGGAGGAGGAGGAGGAUGAUGAGGUGGAUGUGGUGACGGUGGACGGGCUAAGGACGCCGCGCCGCGCCGGCCCCUUCCCCAUGGUCCUCAAGCGCCCCCCCCAUGUGGACGUCCACCAGCACAACUACGCCGCCCAGCAGCCCGCCGUGAAGCGGGUGAAGGCGGAGGCCCCGGCGGCGAGGCCGUGCGGCGGUGGCGGUGGCGGCGGACGGCGCUGCGGGAGUCCGCGCUCGGACGACUCGGACAGCGACAGGCGCCGGACCCACAACGUCCUGGAGCGGCAGCGUCGGGACGAGCUGAAGAGGAGCUUCGAGGCGCUGAGGGAGGAGAUCCCCGCCGUGGCGGGCGACCGCAAGGCGGCCAAGGUGGCGAUCCUCAGGACGGCCGCCGAGCUGAUCAGGGCCAUGCGGGCGGAGGAGCGGAGGCUGCAGGCGGCGGGGGACGGGCUGAGGGGGAGGAGCCGGGCGCUGAGGCGCCGGCUGCAGCAGCUCGGGACGCGCUGACAGCGUCCUCACCGCGUCGGCGCAGCUGGACUGGGACCGGCGACCUUUGACCCUGUUUAAUUUAAGACAUUUCUACUCGUUGCUGCUCGUCUCUGAACGUUUGACUUUUCAGUUUUGAAAAACUUUAUUUUUAUAUAUUUUAUCAUUCACACCAGAGGAAGUACAUGCUGCAAACACGUCAAAAUAAAAGCCCCUCCUCUGUUGGAGGUUCUGCUACGUUA
Molecule: messenger RNA, 1463 nt
Organism: Cololabis saira (Pacific saury)
Lineage: Eukaryota; Metazoa; Chordata; Actinopteri; Beloniformes; Belonidae
Product: transcriptional regulator Myc-like
Exons: 3
Coding region: 151-1242 (363 amino acids)
Biological process (GO): regulation of transcription by RNA polymerase II; positive regulation of cell population proliferation
Molecular function (GO): protein dimerization activity; RNA polymerase II cis-regulatory region sequence-specific DNA binding; DNA-binding transcription factor activity, RNA polymerase II-specific
Source: RefSeq, a predicted model, not a curated record